Penicillium alfredii is the source of this 1941-nucleotide messenger RNA. RefSeq names its product ESCRT-0 subunit protein HSE1. Gene Ontology annotation, cellular component: ESCRT-0 complex. Gene Ontology annotation, biological process: protein transport to vacuole involved in ubiquitin-dependent protein catabolic process via the multivesicular body sorting pathway. The record is from RefSeq and is a predicted model, not a curated record. Lineage: Eukaryota; Fungi; Ascomycota; Eurotiomycetes; Eurotiales; Aspergillaceae. Gene Ontology annotation, molecular function: phosphatidylinositol binding; ubiquitin binding. The transcript is spliced from 9 exons. The coding region runs from base 1 to 1941 and encodes 646 amino acids.
AUGUUUCGUGUACAGCAGAACGCUUUCGACGAUGCCGUCGCUAAGGCGACGGACGAGAACCUGACCUCCGAAAACUGGGAAUACAUUCUGGAUGUUUGUGAUAAGGUUUCUGCGGAAGAGUCGGGUGCCAAAGAGGCGGUCGCUGCCAUGAUUAAGAGGUUGGCUCACCGCAACGCCAAUGUGCAGCUCUAUACACUCGAGGUUCGCGACUUGCCCUCCCUCGGCAACUCGUUGGCGCAGAACUGUGGUCCCAAGAUUCACCGCGAGUUGGCAUCGAGAAGUUUCACCGAUGCACUUCUGCGUCUGGCAAACGAUCGCAACACGCAUCAACAAGUCAAGUCGAAGAUCUUGGAGCGAAUGCAGGAAUGGACGGAAAUGUUUGCAUCGAAUCCCGAUUUUGGUAUUAUGGAGGCGGCUUAUAUGACGCUGAAGACACAAAAUCCGAAUCUCCAACCGCCAUCCAAGCCGGGCAAGAGUGCUAUCACAGAAGUUGAUCGUCAGAAAGAGGAGGAGGAAUUGCAGAUGGCUCUGGCGCUCUCGGUCAAGGACAAAACUCCCGCGGGCCCCGCAGGCCCUGCACCUCAGGCUGGGUCUUCUUCAGCGGCCGCCGCAUCAUCUUCGGCCAUACCAGCAGCUGCCACAACCGCAGCUGCAGCGAAUCAAGCACAGCCCGCCGUGUCUCAACCCGUUCCCUCGGGCACUUCGGCGGCCACUGUGUCGCGCGUGAGAGCCUUGUUCGACUUCCAGCCUUCUGAACCUGGCGAGCUCCAAUUCCGGAGAGGUGACAUUAUUGCUGUAUUGGAAUCCGUUUACAAAGACUGGUGGAAGGGCUCCUUGAGAGGCCAGACGGGCAUUUUCCCGCUCAACUAUGUGGAGAAACUUCCUGACCCAACUGUGGAGGAACUGCAGCGGGAGGCGCAGAUGGAAGGAGAUGUGUUCGGUCAAAUCAAGAACGUCGAAAAGCUACUGACGCUGCUGAGCACCCGGAGCUCGGAUCUUAAUGUCCAAGAGAAUGAGGAAAUCACCGCCCUUUACCACUCUACACUUUCGAUUCGACCAAAACUUAUUGAGUUGAUUGGGAAGUACUCACAGAAGAAAGAUGAGUUUACCCAGCUCAACGAGAAGUUCAUCAAAGCCCGCCGUGAUUACGAGUCGCUCUUGGAAGCCUCGAUGGCUCAUCCAGCACAGCCCCAGUAUGGAAUACCUGGCCAGCCGCAGUACGGGUAUCCUGGUGCUGCACCUGUUGGAUAUCCUUCGGGUCCCUCCCCAGAUCAGCGAUAUUUCAGACCGCAGCCGCACGAGUCACAAAAUGCGCAGGCGAAUGCAUCAGCGUAUUACGGCGCAGAGCAGACGAUGCCAUACCGCCCGGCCUCUCACUCCCCAGAUCCUCGCAACCAGGUGCCUCCUGGUGGCCCACCUGUACAGCAGCAGCCGCAGCAGCCACCUCCCUCUGACUCUUAUCCGCCCAUACACCAUCGUCCGCAGUCUACAUAUGAACAUCCUCAAGAACUCGGGACAUCCGUCUAUGAUUCACCUAUCGAACAUGCUGGCCACGGUCAACGUCUUCCCUACCAGCCGGGUGCUCAAGUGCCCCCUCCUGCAGCUCAUCAGCAGUUCCAGCAGCAACAGCAGCAGCAACAACAGGAGUACUCUCCUUCAGUUUAUUCUACCGACGAUACGGCCAAUGUCCCGUCUGCGCCGGUGGCUCCUCAGCAAACUCCGCACCAUUUCGCCCAACACCAAGCCCCCUACCCCGACUCGCCUGCCAUCCACCAAAACCCCCCGUCGCACCAGCCGCCCCCGAUUCCUGGCUCCGGGGCGCAGCCUGGGCAGUAUACCGCCUUCAGCCCGCCAGCUGCACCACCCUCUGGAGAAUAUCAAGCAUACCAGCCCCCACAAAGCGGUGCACCUGCCUCGAACCCUGCUUCAUUUUAUAGGUGA